Messenger RNA from Volvox carteri f. nagariensis, 1518 nucleotides. RefSeq lists its product as uncharacterized. The transcript has a single exon. NCBI's taxonomy places the organism in Eukaryota, Viridiplantae, Chlorophyta, Chlorophyceae, Chlamydomonadales, Volvocaceae. The record is from RefSeq and is a predicted model, not a curated record. The coding region runs from base 319 to 837 and encodes 172 amino acids.
ACAGGAUUAUGCAAUGACAACUAAGAUUGCCUAUGCCCGUGAUUUAGAAAAAUGCUUGCGCGCCACGUGGAGACAAGGUGGCGUGUGUUAGGAACAUAAUGCGAAUGAACAGAUAGGCAAUCAGGCGUCGCUGCAUGUUAUUGCAUGGUUUAUGGAGUAUUACCCAUUUGCAAUAAGGUGACCGGACAAGGGAACAACGGAAGUUGACACUGAUGUACGGAACGCCGGAACCGUUGCGUUGACAGCGCCUUGGUCUCUGGGAAAGCCACCGCGGAUCCUGCUAAGCUGUUGUAACAUUGAUUAUAAUUGUAGCGCAAAAUGGCGACGCCAAUGCAGCGUGCAGUCAUGAUUGUGGGCGCCGCUAGCGGUCUCGGCUUCGGUGGUUACUACUUUUCCCAGCUCCAAGAGGUGCAGAAAUACGAAAAGGAUAAGAAGGAUAUUGAACGCCUUAUUGAUACGGAGCGUAAACGUGCAGCGGUGACUGCAAAGGCACAGUCGGAGCAGGAAAAUCGCAUAUCGGACGCCGAGAGCAAAGUGCGCCAGGAACAGAAGGAAUUCAACGACUUGGAGCUGAAGCUCGACGAAGCGCGAAAACAAGUUAUAAAGCUGGAGCAGCAGCUGAAGGGCAAGAGCGAGGCGUUGCAGUCGAAGCAGAAGGAGUUGCAAAGUGCGCAGUCGCGGCUUGCGGAGCUGCGGGCUGAGGCGGAGCGUGCAAAGCAGUCGGUCACCCUGGGGGAGAAGUCUCUGUUGAUGGCCAAGGAGAAGGUUGUGGAGGCGAAGCUGCUAACUAAUCCGCUUAAUCACCCGAAGGUAAAAGCGCUCCUCGGGGGCAAGUAGGAAAUGAGUUAUCUCUCUUCCCACGGACCGUAAUGAACUUCGUGUUCGGUGCGAGUUCUGUUGCGGGCCCACGGUUCCUUGCGGUGCGCCUAUGUGAUGCGGACAAAGGACCGGGAAGGCCGCAGCAGUCAGCAUGCUGGCGUAUCUUAAGCUUUGUUAGGUGACGACGUUGUAGGUAGACUUAACGUUUGAGGAGCGAGACUGCGUGCGAGUUUGAGAGUUUCGGCAACGGUUGUUAUGCGCUUUCCGGAUCCGGAUGCGCCGAUGUCGAUACAAACCUUCUUUUAGUUUUCGUCGACGGUCAGACUCCGUGGGGUUAGGCUUAAACAGCUUAAACGCUGUGUGAGGACGCUGGUCACGUUUGAUUGCGGACGGGCAGGGUGUAUGGGGUUGAUUUCGCUGCUGCUUGGAUCUUAAGGGGUGCAGUUACUGCCACUACCUGUGACUGAUGGCGAAGAGUGGCAUUGCUCGGGGUGUAUGGCAAAGGAGCGAGCUGCUGCCACCUUCAAGGGCCGGAAGUUGACUAGCUGGAGGAGAUGUUUGAGGAAGAAGGACAACAGCACAGCUGCGGCUGCUUCGUUCAUGCUGACAAAUCAGGCCCCGUACGGGGCUCUUGUGCGCCGGUAUUCCGGGAUAAGACGGGGUGCUUCCAUACAACAACUUAAAACGUUGUUCAGGUCC